AUGUGUAUACCCAGCCUGCCUCUCUUCCUCUCUCCACACUUCGACCUCCGCUCUAUACCCAGCCUGCCUCUCUUCCUCUCUCCACACUUCGACCUCCGCUCUCACGUACAGUCUCUGGGUCACGGUGUCUCCGGCUGCAUCGACCUCCGUCUCUCCUCACGGCGCUGUGCGGGUUUUCUCACCAAACGAGGAGGAAAAGUGAAAACCUGGAAGAAGAGAUGGUUCCUGUUCGACAUGGACCACAGACGACUGGCCUACUACACAGACUGCGACGAGAGGAAACUUAAAGGAGUCAUUUACUUUCAGGCCAUUGAAGAAGUUUACUACGACCACCUGCGCACGGCUGCGUCUUCCCCGCGCCCCGCCCUGACCUUCUGUGUGAAGACCUACGACCGCCUCUUCUUCCUCGUGGCCUCGAACCCGGUCUCCAUGAGGAUCUGGAUGGACGUCAUCGUCACGGCAACAGACGAGCACAGCCGCUACUGA
This is a messenger RNA of Knipowitschia caucasica, 486 nucleotides long. NCBI's taxonomy places the organism in Eukaryota, Metazoa, Chordata, Actinopteri, Gobiiformes, Gobiidae. The record is from the annotation of a GenBank genome assembly.